AUGGCCUCGACACAGCACGUCCUACUCUCCCCCGCCGAGCUCGCGUAUCUACACUCGUCGCUAUCGCUCACGCCGCCGACGCGACCCGACGGCCGCUCGCCGACCCAGUUCCGCCCUCUAACCGCCGAGACGGGCAUCCUACCGGGCACCAAUGGCAGCGCCCGCGUGUGUUUCGCCGACGGCACCGAGGCCAUCGUCGGCAUCAAGGCCGAGGUGCAGCGCACUGGCGCGAAGUAUGGACCGGGGAACGUGCUCCUGCAGCAGACAGACGGCGGUGGCGACGAUGACGAGGCCGGCGACAAUGGCAGCCAGAGGAGCGGCGAGAACGACUGGGUCGAGCUGGCGGUCGAGAUCCCCGGCUAUCGCGACGACGACGCCAACACGGUGUUCCUGGGCGCCAUGCUGAGCGAGGCGCUGCUGGCGGACGGCGGGUUCUCAAAGAAGCUCUGGAUCAACAGGCGGUUUCACUGGAAACUCUAUCUAGACAUCCUUCUGAUAUCACAACCUCUCUCUUAUCCUCUGCCGCUACUGUCCCUCACAACACACCUGGCGCUCCUCGCGACCAGGUUACCGAGCCUCAAGUCGGAAGGAGACGAGGACCCGCUGUUUGACGACGACUGGAACGCAGCGCAGUAUCUGUACCCGCGCGAGGCUGGCCAAGCCGCGUCUCGGCCGCCGAUAACGCUGCUCGUCAUGGCCGUGGGAAAUAACAUCAUCUUCGACCCGGCGAAGGAGGAGCUGGCAGUGGCAGAUGUCGCACUGGCGGUGUCAGUCGGCGAGGCAUCUCGCCAUGAGGGGUCCAACGGUGCCGGUCGCAGUCUCAGGCUGCUGUCGGUCAGGACGAUAGACCCGCCGUCACGGCUAACACCGCCCGGCGUGCCAAACACGACAGGCACAUCAGGCGACGCGGCAGGAGGGGCAGGAAAGCAGCUAGAGGCGAGGGUUGCAGAGGCGGUUUCUAAGGAAGGCGUCUGGAGAGCGCCGAGAGGAGGUGCCAAAGUGGCCAUAUUGGCAGAGAUGACACGCAUGGUCCUGCAGAAAGGUGGCGUCGCCUACGAGGUACUGGAUGGUUUGGAGGGUGUUGAGUUGGGAUAA
Messenger RNA from Thyridium curvatum, 1095 nucleotides. RefSeq lists its product as uncharacterized. Gene Ontology annotation, cellular component: cytoplasmic exosome (RNase complex); nuclear exosome (RNase complex). The transcript is spliced from 2 exons. The coding region runs from base 1 to 1095 and encodes 364 amino acids. Gene Ontology annotation, biological process: nuclear polyadenylation-dependent rRNA catabolic process; exonucleolytic trimming to generate mature 3'-end of 5.8S rRNA from tricistronic rRNA transcript (SSU-rRNA, 5.8S rRNA, LSU-rRNA); nuclear polyadenylation-dependent mRNA catabolic process. NCBI's taxonomy places the organism in Eukaryota, Fungi, Ascomycota, Sordariomycetes, Thyridiales, Thyridiaceae. The record is from RefSeq and is a predicted model, not a curated record.